Molecule: messenger RNA, 2250 nt
Organism: Aureobasidium musti
Lineage: Eukaryota; Fungi; Ascomycota; Dothideomycetes; Dothideales; Saccotheciaceae
Source: the annotation of a GenBank genome assembly
GUCGAGCAGAAAUCCUCUCCCNUCGCCGGCCCUGGAACAACACGAGCAAACCGACGACUGCAACUACGAAAGAAUGGCUUCCGAGGACGUGUCCUGCCUAAUCGCAACAUCACUCCCAAACGCAACACUUCGGAUGCUUGGUCCUCGCCUACCCAGCAAGACGACACUCCCACUUCAGACCUACCACAGCCAGAGUCAACCAAGACACAUCUGAGUGCAAGAGGAAGGUCGUCAAGCAUACUGCAAGAAGUCAGCAACUCGAGCUUGCGACGGAAAGACAAAAACAAGAACAAACAUGACUCGGUCCUGUCUGUCUUUGCCGACGAGAAUGGAGACGAGAAGACAUGGAGUUUUGACUCGUCGCCAGCAUGGUAUCACAAGACUGCCCCGCUCUGCAUCCAACAAAAGAAGCAUCAACGCACCCAGUCCUACAAGAGCAACCCAGACUCGGAUCAAGCCGACCAACACAUUGCAUACCUCGAGUCCGAACUCGCCGCCUACCAAACCCAGCUGGCCUCGUUGACUUCCCCAUCUGUAGCCAAAGAGAAGGGUCAAAAGAUUCGUUUGCUCAACCAAGACAUUCGAAGACUGCAGGAAGAAAACUCUCGCUGGGAGGCCGAGUUCGAUGAGAGGGUGCUACAAGUCAUGGAAGACCAUGAUGGCCUCGAGUACAACCUGCGCGCUAGGAUCAACACGUUGGAAGCAGACAGCGACAACUACUUGCAAAAAGUUAAAGAGCUCCAAGCUCAACUCGAUGCCACGAGGAAGGCUUUGGACAUUGCUGAAGCUGCCAACGUCGAGUUUGAANAGAGAUUGGAGACUUUUGCACAUUUGCUUGUCACUUCACCUAUCAAGACCGAGACGCCCCUGGCUCAACCCCCCUUCACCAAAGAGUCGAGAAGUACGAGACAGAAANGAUUGUCUUUCCACCGCUUUCCUACUGCUGGGUCUCUGCAUCAACAAGCAAGCAUGCCUGAACAGCACGAAGUUGACGAACCGAGACCACACAGUGAAGGCGCUAUACACGAUCAUUAUGACAACGCUGUCAGUGAUGCUGAGUGGGACGCUUCUAAGCGAGAGUCCUUCAUCAGUGAUGCCUCGCGCAACAGCAUCGACUUUAGCAUUCCCAUCACUGGACGCCGCCGAGCAAAGACGAACACAGACGGCCUGGAUUUAUCAUCGCUUCAACCUUUCGCUGCCAAAGAGUCUUCUUCGCUCUCACUUGCAUCAACCGAAUUGCAAGAAGAAAGCACGCCCACACCGCAAAAGACAACCACCGAAUCUCAUAGCACAUCAGCAGAAUAUCCCUCUAUAGGUCCCAAUCUAGGCAGAAACCUGCUUGAGGAACUUCACGCCGCUAGAAUCGACGAUGAUGCACAGACUGCCUCCUCGGGGCCUACACCUNUUGCCACACUGAAUGCCAGACCAGCAGGAUUGUCUUCUAAUGCUCGCAGCACUUCCAUCCAGAGGAACGUCUCUGGCGCACUGCGGCUUAGACACCAACGCAGCAUGUCCGAAGCCACAGGUCUAUCCAUGUAUCCUUCUUCGCGACAAGUAUCUUCCGCCCACNCCCCUGCUAUCCCAAAAUCCAACAGCAUCGUGGACAAAGUCAAAGAGCUGUUGCGCCAACCAUUCAAGAUCGCACGCAGAUGUGUAGCAAGAGCCCACCAAGCCUUUUUGCUUUCUAGAACGCUAAACCGCUUUCAAUGGAUGUUGUUGCAUGCACUUUUGGGUCCUUUGGCAACCAGAAGAUUGAUGGCUUGUUCUCUGCACGAGAAUGCCAUUUUGAUGUCUGCGCCUUAUCGCCACAGCAAUACUUCUAGAUCUCCUUCUGCUUCUUCCUCCGACACUAGAGACCACGAAACCGGAGACCAAGGCUUUGAAGCAGAUUCAGAAGAUCUGGAACUCAGUCCUUGUCCCCCUCGCCAACCCCGUCGACGCGUCUCGCCAUCAUCGUCAUCGUCAUGUGUAUUUGAAACUUCCAAACCAAGAAGAAAUGACGAGAGUGGUAGAAUACAGAAACGCAGAUCUGAACAUCAAUGCAGGAUAAGUAGGGAUGAGAGAGAUGAGGCGCCUAUGCUCAGUCGACAUUCUCCUUGGUUGUGGGUGCGGUUCUCGCUUACACUGGCGUUUGCCAUUGCUGCGGCUGUUAAAGAGGGGCCUGGGGCUUUGAUGGUGGAGUGUCAGAGCCAACAGGCAAGGUGUGGGUGUUUGAAGUGUCUCGGUCGUGGAAUGAGGGAGUGUCGGGAU